Messenger RNA from Oxyura jamaicensis (ruddy duck), 2320 nucleotides. It is a transcript of the gene LMAN1, whose product is annotated as lectin, mannose binding 1. The coding region runs from base 48 to 1568 and encodes 506 amino acids. Gene Ontology annotation, biological process: Golgi organization; endoplasmic reticulum to Golgi vesicle-mediated transport; endoplasmic reticulum organization. The transcript is spliced from 13 exons. The record is from RefSeq and is a predicted model, not a curated record. Lineage: Eukaryota; Metazoa; Chordata; Aves; Anseriformes; Anatidae. Gene Ontology annotation, molecular function: D-mannose binding. Gene Ontology annotation, cellular component: COPII-coated ER to Golgi transport vesicle; endoplasmic reticulum membrane; Golgi membrane.
GGCGGCGCCCUGUUGGCUGUGCCCGGCGGCUCGCAGCACGGCCCAAGAUGGCGGCGCGCGCGCGGAGGGGCGGCCUGGCGGCGGCUAUCGUGGCCGGUGCCCUGCUCGCCCUCGGGCGGGCGGCGGCGGAGGGGGGUCCGGCGGCGGCGGCGGCGCCUCCGCACCGCCGGUUCGAGUACAAGUACAGCUUCAAGGGGCCGCACCUGGUGCAGGCGGACGGCACGGUGCCGUUCUGGGUGCAUACGGGCAAUGCAAUACCAAGUGCAGAUCAGAUUCGAAUAACAACGUCUUUGAAAAGCCAAAGAGGAUCAGUGUGGACAAAAAACAAGUCAGUAUUUGAAUAUUGGGAAGUCGAAGUGACCUUUCGAGUUACAGGAAGAGGCCGCAUUGGAGCUGAUGGACUGGCAAUCUGGUUUACGGAAGAGCAAGGCAUGGAAGGUCCCGUUUUUGGGGCAGCUGACAAGUGGAACGGUGUUGGAAUUUUCUUUGAUUCUUUUGACAAUGACGGAAAGAAAAACAAUCCUGGAGUGAUUGUUGUAGGCAACAAUGGAAAACUUCUGUAUGACCAUCAGAAUGACGGUUCCACUCAAGCACUGGCCUCCUGUCAGAGGGACUUCCGUAAUAAACCCUAUCCUGUUCGAGCAAGAAUUACAUACUACCAAAAAACACUAACUGUAUUAAUUAACAAUGGAUUUACUCCGGAUAAGGAAGACUUCGAAUUUUGUGCUAAAGUGGAAGAUAUGGUGUUGCCAUCACAAGGAUAUUUUGGAAUAUCUGCAGCAACAGGGGGACUUGCAGAUGACCACGAUGUCCUGUCUUUCCUGACUUUCCAGUUGACUGAACCUGGGAAGGAAGUACCCACACCAGAUGCAGAAAUUCCUCAAAAAGAUAAAGAAAAGUAUCAAGAAGAGUUUGAACACUUUCAACAAGAAUUGGAUAAAAAGAAAGAAGAAUUUCAAAAGGAGCAUCCUGAUGUUCAAGGACAGCCAGCGGAUGAUCCUUUUGAAACUGUAAAUGAUCGUGAACUGAGGCAAAUCUUUGAAGGGCAGAAUCGAAUUCAUCUUGAAAUCAAGCAGCUAAAUAGACAAUUAGACAUGAUUCUGGAUGAGCAGAGAAGAUACGUCUCUGCAGUCACGGAUGAGAUUGCUAAAAGAGGAGCUGGUGUUCCAGGUCAACAAGUACAGGUUUCCCAGCAAGAGAUUGAUACCGUUGUGAAAACUCAAGAAGAGGUCAUUAGACAAAUGAAUGAAAUGAGGAAUUCCAUGGCUGAUACUCUGAGGUUGAUCAGUGGAGCUCAACAUCCUGGUUCUGCUGCAGGAGUCUAUGAAGCAAGUCAGCACUUCAAUGACAUCAAAGAACACCUCCAUGUAGUAAAAAGGGACAUCGAGCAUUUAGUACAACGAAAUAUGCCAUUGAGUGAGAAAUCAAAGUGUCCCGACUUGCCACCAUUUCCAUCAUGCUUAUCUACAAUGCACUUCCUCAUAUUUGUAGCAGUACAAACAGUGUUAUUCAUUGCUUAUAUCAUGUAUAGGAGUCAACAAGAAGCAGCAGCCAAAAAGUUCUUUUGAUGACCUCUUCCUUUUGUGUGUACAUAACAGCAGUAUGUAUGCACAGAAAAUCAUACAGUUCUGUAAAUGAGGGAAAACUUAGUGAUUGAUAUACUUCAAUAUUGUAAAUUAUUUAAUUUUUUUAAACCAUCUUCUCAUUUCAACUGUUAAAGUUAAAAAUGGACUGGGGAGCAGCAGAGCAAAUGCUAGGUAGGGGAAGGUGGCAGACCCUUUCUAGGGCUCUGUUCUCAAUGAGGUUUCUGAUAAAUACUGGAAGGUGUUUACUGUACAGUGUUUACCGUAUUCCUCUUCUUUUGUUAGAAUUUCAGAGGAGGGAUUUAAAAUAAGCAUGUUUGGUGGCUGUUAAUAAUGGGAAUUUGUGAAUUGAUGAUUUGUGCAGAAAACUUGCCACUAAGUAUCCAUAUCAGAUUUAGAAAAGAACAACAAAACACACACGGUUCUCCAAAACCCUCUAAAACCAAACAUUUAAAGCAAAACAAAACUACAUCUCUCUAUUGUGAGGGGAGGAAAACUUGUUAUAAACAUUUCAUUUCUUUACUAUUUGGAUCUAAUGGCUUAAGAAUGAUUUUGGAAAUUCUAACUCUUUUUAAUACACAGAUUUUAACUUUUCUUUAGUAUGUGGACCCAAAGACAGGCCUGCUAACCAUUAAGUUAGACUGUUGAUAUCUAGUAUAGAACAAACUAUACAAGAUAAGCAAACAAAGGCUUAUCUCCUUAUUUUGGGUUCUGUGUUGAGACAGUGAGCAAAAAAA